Molecule: messenger RNA, 3058 nt
Organism: Salvelinus namaycush (lake trout)
Lineage: Eukaryota; Metazoa; Chordata; Actinopteri; Salmoniformes; Salmonidae
Product: glycosylated lysosomal membrane protein
Exons: 6
Coding region: 141-1376 (411 amino acids)
Cellular component (GO): lysosome
Source: RefSeq, a predicted model, not a curated record
GAUGAAAUAUGUUGUUUCAUUAAUUGCUAAGGUGGCAUUACAUUUGCUGCAUCCUGAAAUCGAUACUGGCGAGUCAGCUGAAGACCAAUCAGCUGAUCAAAUAAGGAACUAGGCACGUGAUUCCUCCCCGAAAAAGAAAGAUGGCGGUGGAUAUUAUGUACACAAUCCACUUUUAUGUUUUAUUUGUGCUUUUAACUGUUCGAUGUUCUUCUAGUUUUAUCGGCAAUGGUGAGAACUACCGACGAAAUUUAUCCCUGGAGCUUAACCCUGGUCUAAACUCCUCGCUGACGCCGCUACCCCCUGGUGUUGGCUUGCUCCAUGUGCGGGCGCUGGGCAAGAACGACACACUGCACUACCUCCUCUGUAGCCAGGGGGCGCCAGCAUUACUACUGGUGCACACAAACUCCACUUCAUCCAAGGUGAAGGUAGACUGGCCUGCCUUCUUGGUACAAAAUACCACAGGCAGCCUGAAAUUGACUCCGGAGAGCAGUGUUCUGUACAGCAACGCACUCGUCUUUACCAGGCUGUGGGAGUACGACGAUGUCAACGACACAGCCGUCCCUGAGCACCUACCCCCCUCCAGCUUCUUCCAGCCCUACGAGCUGCAGAACUUCACCUGGGAUGACCUGAACAAGACACUUGACCCCAUGGCCUACACCGCCCUGCUCUGUGGAAGAGGCGCCAGCGAGAGCUUCAGCAACGGUUCGCUCUGUCUGAAGUUCUCAGCCUUUGAUGUUGAGGGGCGGGACCAAGGCUGGCCCAGCCUCCUCCACAACGCAAACUCCUCCCAGCUGAGGGUGGUGCUGGACGGCGUGGUCCCGAGGUCCAAUCGCUCCCGCUUCUCCCUAGAGCUACAGGUUGUUGGCAGCACCCAGGCCAUGAGCAGAGUGGAUGUGCUCCAGUCAAUAGAUGACGAAUACACACCCUCCAUAUUCAAGGUAUCUCAGUGGGUGUCCUCUCCAGUCAACUCCACCUCCCCUGUUCUUGGCUACGCCCAAUGGAAGCCCGUGGCCUACCGCAGGCCAUCGCCUCUCUUUGAAGAUGCCACUCCUUGCCGCCACUCAACCCCUGUCCCCGUAGCCCAGCUUCCCCCCUCCGGCCUGGUGCUGGCUUAUUUUGGAGGGGAGCACCAGACCACCGGUCUCAACAUGACCUUCAGUAUCACUGGAGACCCAUUCUACAACACUACCAACUACCUCAGCUGGACUGUGUUGGUGGGGCUGGGCUCUCCUCCUGUGGACUCGUUCUCUCCCCUGGUUCUGGUCAUCAUGGCGGUGGGGCUGGGCACUCCCAUGCUGAUCAUCCUGCUUGGCGGGGUGUGUGUGUGUGUCCGCAAGAACAAGCCCCAACCACAGGUCUAUGAGCCAAUCAACUGAGACCAAGCCAGGAUAUGUAUACAUUAAGUCCUGCUUUAACCAUUUUCUUGCCAAUAAGCAGACACCUCUGGGCCCAUUUUUUUCGAAAGUUAUCUGGAUUUAGGCUAUCGGAUAGGAUUAAAUGCAUAGAAAUAGAAUGGAUGAAUCAUUGACUCGAAUGGGGACAACUGUUCUAUUAAUUCUAUUUCUAUGCAUUUAAUCCUAUCCGAUAGGCGAAAUACAGAUAGACAACUUUUGAAAAACUGGGCCCUGGUGUCUGGCAGGUGUCAAUCGUUUAUUUAUUUUUUUAAAUAUGAGGUGCACUGAUACACAUGUGGAAUCCACCACUUGCGCAUGACUGUCUAAUAUGGCCACCCAUUGUUGGCACAACCGGCCAAUAAGGCUUUGACAGAAACACAUUUUUAACCACUUCCAUAAUUUAGGAAUGGGCUGAAUCAUCUUGUGGAAGAGAAAGCCAAUGAAUGAGUGCAUUUAGUUGUGCUUGGGAAGGCCAAAGGUUCUCAUCUCAAACCUAACAUUCCAUGUGAGAACAUAUUUAUACAGCAAAUUGUGAAAAGGCUAGUUACUGUAGUUAAGGAUGGGUUUUUUUUCAUUGUAAAACUCAAAUGGCGUACACUGUCCCUCCAGUUCUGUGUAAAACAGUAUAUUAUCUUAUUGUUGCUCAACAAACAUUAGUACAUGAUGACAUGUUGAACUGAAGUUGUCAUGUUUGGCACUGCCUAUCUAGAUAUACUGACCUGACAUGGGUCCAAGCAUAUAUCUGUUGACAGAAGAAGAGUUAAAAGGGAGUAGGGCCUUUUUUUCUCGUAACACUGAUCUGAGGUCGGUUUGUACUGUAAUGAUUUAGGAAUUGGUCAAACUUAAAUAAUCCAAGAUCUGCGCCUGAAGGAGACCUAUACCUGGAGCAGUGAAAGGAAAAUAAAUCUCAAGAGAAGAACCUUAAAGAAACAAGGUUUGUUGCUUUCUUUCCAAACCCCUUGGAUGUUAUUGGUUGGGGUAAGGAGAAGCCUAGUUUGGGUCCAUGUGCUACCCAAAGUGAACUGAAAUGUGAUAAUUGUAAAAUGUUUUGGGUUUGAUUUAAUGUCAAUGAAGUUAGAAAUCGGUAUGGGAUUACAAAAUGUUUUAUAAUAUUGUAAUUAAUGUUACUACUUUAGGGCCGUGUUGAUUGUUAUAGUUCUCCUUUGGAAUUAAUUUAAAACAAGCUUCAUAUUCAGGUUCACAGUACAAAUGGCCUUGAGUAUUUACCUGUAUUUGUCUAUUAUGCAACAAUGUGUUACCUUAAUUUUAGGGCUACAUUUAAUGCAAAAACACCAGUACCUGAAAUAUUAUUAUGCAAGCAUCUAAUACACAGGUCAUAUUAAUUUGUAUUUUGAGGAAACGCUCCCUUUCAAUAGUAAUGUAAUGGUCUGUCCAUAAUUGUCUUUUUCUUAAAGAAAUGUACUGGAAAGUUAUUUCCUGCUCAUUUAUUUUUCUUUUAAAACAAUGGUACAGAAAUGUCAUAAGAUGUUUAAAAAAGCAACAACGACAUGUAAAUAACUGGUUUCUUGGCCACAAUAUAGUUUAAGAUUUGUUUUUUUACUUUUCAUCGCUACUAGAGGGUGAAAAGACACACCAUUCAUAUUAGAAUGUACAUCAUUGUAUUACAAAAAUCCAUAUCAAUACAAAUAUAAAUGUUUUACAAA